AAAGCAGGUCCCACUAUUUACAAAGCGUAUCUAUUUGUCUCUUAACUAUAUAUAGUAGGGAGUACUAGUAAAUUAGCGCAAAAAUAUCACUUUAGAAAAGAAAGGCUUGGUUGAUUCUUUUCGCGUUUCCUCUUAGAAAACAUUUUGUUGUUUAUAAACGGUUUGGGAAUUGUUUCUCAUUUGGUUGUGCAAAAGAAACAAAUAGAUUUAUACCAAAAACAAGGAUAUUCUUAUCCAAUUAACUCUUCCCAUUGAAUAGACCAAGGUAUUCAAAUCAUCACGUAAAGAAGUCAUCUCUCCUAAAUAAAACAGGUUGUGUGCUAGUUGCAUUGGAUUUCUAUUUCCCCUCUGACGAACGAUUCAUCUUUCCUCUUUACGUUUAUUUAUUGAAUUUCCUUUUAUUAUCAUUAUCAUAACUAUACAACAUCUUCCCCUUCUUGCUUUACAUCGUUCAUUUCUUUUCUGUUUAUUCCCCUUUUUUUGUUGAGCGGCGUGAUUUACUGUCUCUAUUUCUCUCAUUUUUUUUUUUGGUCACAAACAGACUGAUCUUGCCCCGUUACCGAUUAAAUUAUCACUUUCGGGUUUCAUUGUUCAUAUCCCCAUGAGUUCUCCUCUCAUUAGAAGUAUUGCCGUUAUCGGUGCAGGCCCUUCAGGUUUAGUUACCGCAAAAGCUCUUUUAGCUGAAAAGGCAUUCGAACGCAUUGUCUUGUUUGAACGUCGAGGUUCCGCUGGCGGUGUAUGGAAUUAUACCUCUUCGCUACCGCCGAAGGUACCAACACCUUCUAUUAAGCCAAACGUAAGCAGCAAUCCCGUCUUACAGCCUUCCGCUUUGCCCGUCUAUCCGUCACCCUUGUACCGCGAUCUACAAACCAACACUCCCAUCGAACUCAUGGGCUUUAGCACUCACCAAUUCCCCAAAGGCUCUCUUCAAUUCCCCCAUCGUACUUCGGUACAAGAAUACCAGCGUACGUUUGCAGAACCUCUCCUUCCUCUCAUUAAACGUGCCACGGAGGUUCUUGACAUCGAGAAAUCAAAAAAUAAAUGGCUUGUCACUUAUCGUAACACCAAGAAAGGAAGCCCUUCUAACGAAGAAUAUUUUGAUGCUGUCGCCGUAUGUAAUGGUCACUACGAAAUCCCUUUCAUACCAAAUGUCCCUGGACUUCAACAAUACGCUGAACGUGUUCCUGGUUCUGUUCUUCAUGCUUCUCAAUUCCGCGAACCGGAACUCUUUACCAACGAACGCGUCCUCGUUGUGGGUGGUGCUUCUUCGGCCACUGAUCUAGUCCGUCAUUUACAGCCAGUUGCAAAGAAUCCUGUCUAUCAAAGUCUUUUGGUUGACGAGGAGAAUGUCAAUGAGAAACUCGUCCAAGUUCCUCAAAUCGUAAAGUUUCAUCCUGAAACGAGAGAAAUCUUUCUUAAGAAUGGCAAAGUUUUAAAAGGCUUUGAUCGCAUCAUCUAUUGUACCGGCUAUCUUUAUAAUCUUCCCUUUCCCUCUCUCAACAAGCGCAAUGACAAUCCUGAAACCAAGCUGGUUACCGAUGGUAGCCAUGUUCAUAAUGUUUAUCAACAUAUCUUCUAUAUCCCCGAUCCUAACCUUGCUUUUGUAGGUUUAGCACUUCACGUUGUUCCUUUUCCUACUAGCCAAGCUCAAGCUGCUUAUCUAGCCCGCGUUUGGUCUGGUCGUCUUUCUCUUCCAAGCCCCAAAGAGCAAAGGGAAUGGCAAGAUCAGCUUGUAAGCUCUUUAGAUGGACGUAUGAAUUUAUACCAUUCAUUAAAUUUCCCAAAGGAUGCCGAGUACAUCAAUUACAUUCACGAUUUAACACUCCAAGCUAAACCUAAUCCUAAAGACGGAUUUCCUGCGCCAUAUUGGGGCCCUAAAGAGCUUCAAAUUCGGGAAGAUAUGUGGAACAUCCGCGCAAAAUUUUUUGGUCUUGAACAACGAAAAUAAAAGUACGUCAGUCCUGUGUGAAUUGGAAAAAAGGCCUCUGUAAUUUUGAAUUUUACCCAACUGUCUUGUAGAGAAUCAAUCAUUUGAUUUAGGUUUAUUUUUUUUUUAACGUUAAAAUGCACUUAAUAUUUUU
This is a messenger RNA of Schizosaccharomyces cryophilus OY26, 2081 nucleotides long. Its product is annotated as flavin dependent monooxygenase. The transcript has a single exon. Gene Ontology annotation, molecular function: NADP binding; flavin adenine dinucleotide binding; N,N-dimethylaniline monooxygenase activity. NCBI's taxonomy places the organism in Eukaryota, Fungi, Ascomycota, Schizosaccharomycetes, Schizosaccharomycetales, Schizosaccharomycetaceae. Bases 602 to 1948 code for a protein of 448 amino acids. The record is from RefSeq and is a predicted model, not a curated record.